AUGACAUAUAUUUAUGAAAUUUCAACUGAGUUCUUGACACUCUUAAGAAAAAAUAUCAUACAAAGUAUUAGAGAUAUUCUUGAUUUGAAAUCACUCAUCUUGACAUAUUGUUUGAACAAGAUAUUCAAAGUAAGUCUAAUUCACACAGAACUUAAUAAGCAACAGACUACUGAAUUGAAGAACCUUCUCAAUAUUAAUAAAUACUGCAAAGUUAAAACAAUCCAUCACCAGGUUCAAGUAGAGGAAGUCCUCACUAUUAAAGAUGUCAAUAGAAAAAUCAAGCAGUGUAAGAAUAAUGAAGCUGAAAAAGAGAAGGAUAAGAAGCAAUAG
Molecule: messenger RNA, 330 nt
Organism: Paracoccidioides brasiliensis Pb18
Exons: 2
Coding region: 1-330 (109 amino acids)
Source: RefSeq, a predicted model, not a curated record